This is a messenger RNA of Rhinolophus ferrumequinum (greater horseshoe bat), 2588 nucleotides long. It is a transcript of the gene SLC10A3, whose product is annotated as solute carrier family 10 member 3. Gene Ontology annotation, biological process: bile acid and bile salt transport. Gene Ontology annotation, cellular component: membrane. The record is from RefSeq and is a predicted model, not a curated record. Lineage: Eukaryota; Metazoa; Chordata; Mammalia; Chiroptera; Rhinolophidae. Bases 927 to 2357 code for a protein of 476 amino acids. The transcript is spliced from 2 exons. Gene Ontology annotation, molecular function: bile acid:sodium symporter activity.
CCCCAGCGGGCCGAGCUCGCAAGCGUCCGCCGGCCCGGCAGGCGCUGGCGCCCGCGCCGAGCUCCGGGGCUGUAGCGGCAGGUGAGAGCCUCGGGCCGGAAAGGGCGGGCGGACAGCGGCCUCUGGCCCCGGCCCGGCUCCGUGUUCGCCCGGGCGGGCGGCCAGGCCCGGUGUGGAAGGGCCGCCGCCCGUGUUGGUGAGGCCUGGCGCGAUCGCGGGGCCUGUGAAUGACGUGAGGACUCCCCCGCUGCAACCCCGGGACCGCCGGGCGGGUCGCUGGUGUGUCAGCUGCGGGGCGGCAGCGGGAGCCCGGCAACGGUGCGCCUUCCCUUCCCUCCCUCACUCCCGGGUUCGCGCCGAGCUCUGCUGGUGACCAAUCCGACAACUUCCCGACUCCCAGGUAGGGAGGAGCCCCGGGUCAGCUCUGACGACUGCCCUAACACCGAACAGUCGGCCGGUGUGGAGAAAGCGGCCGGCCCGGGGUUCUCUUCCCUGCCUUGGGGUGCAUCUGUUCAAAGUCUUCCAAACCUUCAAGCAGAAAUGGUGUGGGAUCUGGGCCAGACCCCUCGUGCAGUGACUCAAAGCCGCCAGCUGUACUGGAAAGACAGGGUGAAUGGCCCUUAGCCUCCUCUCCCUUCUGAACUGAUUCACGCCACCACGGUGGCUGCAGUCCCGUGUGCCUUCGUCUUUUCCCUGUGACUCCCCUCCACUUUGCUCCUCAUACUCCCUCUGCUUUUCCUGCCUCCCUCUUCAGCGGUGGGACACAAGGCUGGAUCAAAGCCUCCAGGGAAGAGCUCUGCCAUCAAGGAAGGCAAAACAGGGCCAGGCCCUACCCAUGGACCCUUCUCAAGACAUCCUGAAGGCACCAGUGGGGCUGCUCUCCUAAGCUGCAAAGGACCUGGGCACACCGUCCUCCGGAAGGAGCCAUGGUGUUUCGGAGGGGCAGCUCCCAGUCACGGCCUGGCCUGAGAGGUGGCAGUCGUUGCACAGCCCCCCUGGGCAUGCUCAGGGCUGCCGUGCUGCUUGUCAGCCUACCGUGGGGGGCCCAGGGAGCAGCCUGCGCCAACGUCAGCACGGCGCUUGGCCAUCCUGGGCCACGGCCAGGGUGCCGCUACUUGAGCAUCGGGGAUGGUUCCGUGGUGGAGUUCGAAUUCCCAGAGAAGAGCGAGGGCAUCAUUGUGAUCUCAAGCCAGUACCCGGGCCAGGGCAACCGGGCAGGGUCCAGCCCGGUGCUGAGCGUCACCUCCCUGGACACCGAGGUGCUGACCAUCAAGAAUGUGAGUGCCAUAACCUGGGGCGGCGGCGGCGGCGGCUUUGUGGUGAGCAUCUACUCAGGCCUGUCCGGGCAAGCCCCACUCCACAUCCGGCUCAUGGAUCCCCGUCAGACCCCACCUGUGCUGAUCGAGGAGCGGAGAGAUUUCUGCAUCAAGGUCUUGCCUGCCGAAGAUGCCCCCGCCAUCCUUGGCGCCGACCAGGUCCACUUCUCCGAGAACCCAAUACUCUACCUGCUCCUGCCUCUUAUCUUUGUCAACAAGUGUUCAUUCGGGUGCAAAGUGGAGCUCAGGGUUCUGAAGGAGCUCCUGCAGAGCCCCCAGCCCAUGCUGCUGGGCCUCCUGGGCCAGUUUCUAGUCAUGCCCUUCUAUGCUUUCCUGAUGGCCAAGGUCUUCAUGCUGCCCAAGGCCCUUGCUCUGGGUCUCAUCAUCACCUGCUCGUCGCCUGGCGGUGGCGGGAGCUACCUCUUCAGCCUCCUCCUGGGAGGGGAUGUCACCCUGGCCAUCUCCAUGACUUUCAUCUCCACAGUGGCUGCCACUGGCUUACUGCCACUGUCCUCAGCUGUCUACAGCCGCCUGCUGAGUAUCCACGAAACACUCCACGUGCCCAUCUCCAAGAUCCUGGGGAGCCUGCUGUUCGUCGCCAUCCCCAUCGCAGCAGGCGUGCUGAUCAAGUCCAAGCUUCCCAAGCUCUCCCAGCUGUUGCUGCAGGUCAUCAAGCCCUUCAGCUUUGUGCUGCUCCUGGGCGGCCUCGUCCUCGCCUACCACAUGGGGGUCUUCAUCCUGGCAGACGUCAGGCUGCCCAUCGUGCUGGUGGGCCUCACUGUGCCCCUGGUUGGCCUGCUGGUAGGCUACUGCCUGGCCACAUGCCUAAAGCUGCCAGUGGCCCAACGGCGGACAGUCAGCAUUGAGGUAGGGGUACAGAACAGCCUACUGGCCUUGGCCAUGCUGCAGCUGUCCCUCCGCCGCCUUCAGGCUGACUACGCCUCCCAGGCCCCCUUCAUUGUAGCACUGAGUGGCACCUCAGAGAUGCUGGCCUUGGUCAUUGGCCACUUCAUCUAUAGCAGCCUGUUCCCAGUUCCCUGAGGCCCCUGGGUCAAGCUUUGGCCACCCUCAGCCCUUUGCCUCCACCUAUUGUCCCCACAGUUCUUGUGUACCAAAGGCCUUUAGUUUUCAUGCACUAUGCACUCAGAAAAAAUCCAGGCUUAUUUUUUUUACUGGUUUUUUAUUCUCCAGCUUUCAGUGCCAAAGAGGCCUUGCUGAUUUAGGUAGGUGGGCACUGCCCAGAAAAUAUAUUUCAAUAAAAGAGAGAAGCAA